Messenger RNA from Kluyveromyces marxianus DMKU3-1042, 2829 nucleotides. It is a transcript of the gene MCM3, whose product is annotated as MCM DNA helicase complex subunit MCM3. Gene Ontology annotation, molecular function: ATP binding; single-stranded DNA binding; single-stranded DNA helicase activity. The coding region runs from base 1 to 2829 and encodes 942 amino acids. Gene Ontology annotation, cellular component: MCM complex; nucleus. Gene Ontology annotation, biological process: mitotic DNA replication initiation; double-strand break repair via break-induced replication; DNA replication. NCBI's taxonomy places the organism in Eukaryota, Fungi, Ascomycota, Saccharomycetes, Saccharomycetales, Saccharomycetaceae. The record is from RefSeq and is a predicted model, not a curated record. The transcript has a single exon.
AUGAGCGAUGCAUUAAACCAAACAAGUGAUGCUGUCUUCACAGACAGAAUGAGAAGAUUCCAAGAGUUUUUGGAUACUCAUUCUCAUUACACGCGUGAAAUAAGAUCGAUAUUAGAGUUUAACAGUAACGUGGUUAAAGAUAAAAAGGAAGAUGAUGACUUUAUGGAUAAUAUGGAUAAAGACAUGAUGGAAUACGAUUCAGACCGCUUACCAUUAAGACUUGUAAUCUCUUUGGACGAUCUACGUGAGUUUGACAAAACGUUUUGGACAGGUCUUUUACAACUUCCUUCGUUUUUCCUGCCAGCUGCAGAGCGUGCUGUCUCGGAGACUGCGAUGGCUUUAGACGAUACUCCACUUGGGUUUCGUGGGUUCCAAAAUGACCCUAGAAGACAAUGGAAAUUGUCUUUCAAGGGUUCCUUUGGGCCAAACUCUCUAUCGCCACGUACCUUAAACUCUACUCAUUUGAACAAGCUCAUAUCUAUAGAAGGUAUCGUCACAAGGACCUCUUUGGUCAGACCCAAGCUGCUCAGAUCUGUUCAUUAUGCUCAAGCAACGGGACACCAUCAUUAUCGUGAUUAUCGAGAUGCCACUACGACCUUAACAACUUCAGUUCCUACACCAGCUAUCUAUCCUGAAGAAGAUCAAGAGGGAAAUAAAUUAGUCACUGAAUAUGGUUUCUGUCAUUACAUGGACCAUCAGCGUAUUACAGUACAGGAAAUGCCUGAGAAAGCUCCUCCUGGUCAAUUGCCAAGAUCCAUUGACGUUAUUCUUGAUGACGAUUUGGUAGAUAAGACAAAACCAGGUGAUAGAUUAAAUGUGGUGGGUGUAUACAAGUCACUUGGUGCCGGUGGUUUGACCGGUGGUUCAAACAAUAAUGACAAAGGUAACGGUGCACUAUCUGGGUUUAGAACCGUCAUCAUAGGAAACACAGUAUAUCCCCUUCAUGCAAGAUCAACAGGUGUUUCAGCAAUUGAGUCGUUGUCGGAUAAUGAUAUCAGAAAUAUUAAUAAACUAUCGAUGCGUAAGGAUAUUUUCGAGACAUUGUCUCAGUCCUUAGCACCUUCCAUUUACGGACACGAGCAGAUUAAGAAGGCUAUCUUGCUGAUGCUUAUGGGUGGUGUGGAGAAGAAUUUAGCAAAUGGAUCCCAUUUAAGAGGUGAUAUCAAUAUUCUAAUGGUUGGUGAUCCAUCUACUGCUAAGUCGCAAAUGCUAAGAUUCGUUUUAAACACUGCUGCCUUGGCCAUUGCCACGACAGGUAGAGGUUCGUCGGGUGUCGGUUUAACAGCGGCUGUCACAACAGAUAAGGAAACAGGUGAAAGAAGGUUAGAGGCCGGUGCUAUGGUGUUGGCGGAUAGAGGUAUUGUUUGUAUUGAUGAAUUUGACAAGAUGUCAGAUGUUGAUAGAGUUGCAAUUCACGAAGUCAUGGAACAACAAACGGUUACUAUUGCAAAAGCUGGUAUUCACACAACUUUGAAUGCCCGUUGUUCUGUGAUAGCGGCAGCUAACCCUGUCUUCGGUCAAUACGAUGUCAACAAGGAUCCACAUAAGAAUAUAGCUCUACCCGAUUCUUUGUUAUCUCGUUUCGAUUUACUAUUCGUGGUCACUGACGAUAUAAAUGAUAUUAGAGACAGAGCCAUUAGUGAACACGUUCUUCGUACUCAUAGAUAUCUACCUCCAGGGUAUUUAGAAGGUGAACCAAUUAGAGAACAGAUCAAUUUGUCACUAGCUAUUGGGGAGGACGAAGAUGAAGAAGAGGAUGAGGAAGAGGAGGAUAUUGUCUUUGAAAAAUUCAAUCCUUUAUUGCAUGCUGGUGCUAAGCUUGCUAAGAACAAGGGCGAUAGCAACGGUAAUGAAGUCCCUCAAAUUAUCGCAAUUCCAUUCAUAAGGAAGUAUAUUCAAUACGCCAAGGAAAGAAUUGUUCCUCAAUUAACGCAGGAAGCAGUAGAUGUUAUCAUCAAAGCUUAUUCUAACCUAAGGAAUGACCAAAAUACAAAGAAAUCUCCAAUCACAGCAAGAACUUUGGAAACAUUAAUCAGAUUGUCUAGUGCUCAUGCUAAGGUAAGGCUUUCCAAGAAAGUCGAAUUAGAAGACGCGAAAGUUGCUUCUCAACUACUAAGAUUCGCUUUGUUAGGUGAAGAUAGUGCUGGCGUUGAUGAAGAUGAAUUCUCACAAGGAAGAACAUCUGAAAGGUCUCCAAGGAAGAAACCAAGAGCCUCACCAAAGAAGAAGAAGACAUCCACUUACAGAGACACUAAUUCGGAUGAAGAGAACGUAGGGUUAGAGGAGGACACUGGUGAGGAUUUAGACCAAGAUAUGGAAGGUACUCAACAGGAUCAUCCAUCAGAUUUAGAAUCCACAAUGGUCCAACUACCGCCUGACCAAGAAGAAGAUCUACAAAGACGACUGGAACAAAACUUAAGGGUUAGUCCAAGAAGAUUACAACAUACAUUGGAAAGAAGAAUACUCUCCCAAACAGACCAUCAACAACAGAUCUCUUCCCAAUCGUCGAACAAUUCGACCGGUCCACUAGAAACAGGCUCUCAACUUCAACAAUCGCAAAUCUCGCUUGAUUUCAUGUCCAUUGAUGACAUGGACCAAGGAUCAAUUUCUACUGGAAGAUUAUCAUCACUUUCCGGUAUUGUAGCAAGGUUGAUGCAAUCGGACAUUUUCGAAGAAGAAUCAUAUCCUGUGGCAUCGCUUUUCGAUCGUAUCAACGAGCAAGUUCCAGAGGAGGAAAAGUUCUCUGUUGAAGAAUAUGUUGCAGGUCUAAGGAUUAUGAGUGACAGAAACAACUUGAUGAUCGCGGAUGGUAAGGUAUGGAGAGUGUAA